Messenger RNA from Hydatigera taeniaeformis, 618 nucleotides. The record is from the annotation of a GenBank genome assembly. Lineage: Eukaryota; Metazoa; Platyhelminthes; Cestoda; Cyclophyllidea; Taeniidae.
UUCACAGUGAAUAAUUAUAAAAUGGCAGUAAGCAGAAGAUUUUACGUCACUAAUCUCUACUGUAAAAAGCGUAAAAUUUUUCAAUGUUACAGCUUUUCUCCAUUGAUGAAUGCGAUCAAAACAACACCGAAAUGUCUGAGUUGUCAACAACCAAUCAAACCCGGUGAACAGGUUAUUCACAGUCCACUCCACACCUUUCAUAUUAAUUGUUUCUCCUGUGACAUUUGUGGCAAAGAUCUUUUGCCAGGACAACCCUACACUCUCCAUGAGAACUACCCAGUUUGUUUGGAAGAUGAUCUUCGAAUUAGACGAGCCAAUCAAGUGGGAUCUUGUCUUCACUUCCCUUAUUCUCCCACCCAUGCAUUCACGAGACGGAAGCGUGUUCGAACCUCAUUCAAUGAACAACAACAGCAUUCAAUGCAAGCCUUCUUCGCACAGAACCAAAAUCCAAACGCUAAUGACUUAAUGAGCCUUUCUGAAGAGACCGGUCUUGCCAAACGAGUCCUUCAGGUGUGGUUUCAGAAUGCGCGUGCCAAGUUUCGACGCGUUGGAGGAGGCACCGAACGAAGUACAACAAAUUCAUCCAUAGAGGAGUGCGAUCAAUUUCCCCACUCUUGA